UCGGAUCCGCCGCCUCUCCAUUUCCUCCCCCGUCAGACUAAAACCAAUACGACCCGCAGAUCGCCUAUCUCCGGACACCUCCUCCGCAGAUCGCUGCCGCCGCCUCCUCCGCCGCCGCGGCGCGCCGAAGCCGAUGGUCGCCGUUGACCCGCCACCGCGCGUGGAGGCCGCGUCGCCCGCGCUGAAGCGGAGCGGCAGCAUCGACCGCAUCCCGGAGGACGCGCGCCGCAUCCUGCACCGCCUCGCCGGAGAGCUCUGGGGCGGCGAUGUUGACCCGCGCGCUCUCUCCGUGUCCCAGCUCAAGGGCGCCAUGACCAACGAGGUCUUCCGGAUCACCUGGCCCGGCGGCGAGGGCGACCAGCGUAAGGUGCUCGUGCGCAUCUACGGCCAGGGCGUCGAGGUCUUCUUCGACCGUGCCGACGAGAUCCGCACCUUCGAGUGCAUGUCCCGCCACGGCCAGGGGCCCCGCCUCCUCGGCCGCUUCGCCAACGGCCGCAUCGAGGAGUUCAUCAACGCCAGGACGCUCUCGGCGUCGGAUCUGCGCGACCUGGAGAUAUCCGCGCUGAUUGCCAAGAAGCUCCGGGAGUUUCACGAUCUUUACAUGCCUGGACCCAAGAAUGUAUCGUUGUGGCAGAGGCUCAGGCGGUGGCUUGAGGAGGCUCGUGGAAGGUGUUCUGCGGAGGUGGCUAGGGAAUUUCGGCUGGAUGAGCUAGGUGAUGAGAUUGUGAUGCUGGAGAACGCCUUGUCGGGGGUCGAUCAGAUAGUAGGAUUUUGCCACAAUGAUCUGCAGUAUGGGAAUAUUAUGAUAUAUGAAGAGACCAGACAAGUAACCUUAAUUGACUACGAAUAUGCGAGUUUCAACCCUGUUGCAUUUGACAUUGCUAAUCACUUUUGCGAGAUGGCUGCUGAUUAUCAUACAGCAACACCACAUGUGUUGGAUUUUACUAAAUAUCCUGACAUUGAUGAGCAGUGCAAAUUUGUUCAGACGUACCUUAGCUCUUCAGGUGAACAAACGUCACAUGAGCAAGUUGAAAAACUACUUGGCUUGAUUGCGAAGUAUACUCUUGCAAGUCACCUCUUUUGGGGCCUUUGGGGAAUAAUCUCGGGGCACGUGAACAAAAAUAUCGACUUCGAGUACAAGGAGUAUGCAAGGCAACGCUUCGAUCAGUACUGGCAGACAAAGCCUAGGAUACUGGGACCCAACUGAUUAAUCAUGUAUUCUUUUUUCUCUAGUUGUACAGGUUCUUGGCUAGCUGUGGUUAGUAUUGUGAAUUAUGUUUGUCAGUAGUGGCUAGUAGCUGCCAAAGAUCUUUCAGCUCGUUGUGAGCAUCUUCUUGAAUGUGAGGAUUGGUGAUGUGUAAUUAUGUGUACCCAGUAGUCAUUUUACACGGCCUUUUCUUUCCUUA
Messenger RNA from Phragmites australis (common reed), 1406 nucleotides. RefSeq names its product probable choline kinase 2. Gene Ontology annotation, molecular function: ethanolamine kinase activity; choline kinase activity. Lineage: Eukaryota; Viridiplantae; Streptophyta; Magnoliopsida; Poales; Poaceae. The coding region runs from base 134 to 1207 and encodes 357 amino acids. The transcript is spliced from 7 exons. Gene Ontology annotation, cellular component: cytoplasm. The record is from RefSeq and is a predicted model, not a curated record. Gene Ontology annotation, biological process: phosphatidylcholine biosynthetic process; phosphatidylethanolamine biosynthetic process.